Candoia aspera is the source of this 570-nucleotide messenger RNA. RefSeq names its product vitelline membrane outer layer protein 1-like. Bases 1 to 570 code for a protein of 189 amino acids. Lineage: Eukaryota; Metazoa; Chordata; Lepidosauria; Squamata; Candoiidae. The record is from RefSeq and is a predicted model, not a curated record. The transcript has 3 exons.
AUGGACUUCCCUCUCAGCUCUGCGGUGUUCCUGAUCCUCUCCUGCUGGCUCUGGAAUGCAGAAUGCCGAAAAUAUAACUCAGUCCUCACUGUGCCAAAUGGAGGAAAGUGGGGAACCUGGGGGGACAUGGCUUUCUGUUCAGAAGGCUAUGCAAAUGGAUUCUCCCUGAAGGUUCAGCCACCUCAAGGUCUGGAAGAUGAUUCAUCUCUGAAUGGCAUCCGUAUUCACUGCACAAAUGGUGAAGUAGCUGAGUCUGCUUGUGGGCCGUCUGGAACAUGGACGGAGGUUAAGAAAUGUCCCAGUGGCAGUUUAACGUCCUUUUCUCUCCGGGUGGAAGCCCCUCAAGGAAUAAUACGAGAUGAUACAGCAGCCAAUAAUAUUAAGUUCACUUGUGAAGAGGAGAUUGUGCUGACAGGUUCUUCAAACAGUUGGGGUAAUUUUGGUUCAUGGAGCAGUCUCUGCGAUCCUGGUGCCAUAUGUGGUAUCCAGACAAAGGUUGAGCCUAAUGUGGCUAAAAUAUUUUAUGAUAACACAGGACUUAAUGAUGCGAAGUUUUUCUGCUGUGAUUGA